Molecule: messenger RNA, 1796 nt
Organism: Dendrobium catenatum
Lineage: Eukaryota; Viridiplantae; Streptophyta; Magnoliopsida; Asparagales; Orchidaceae
Product: amino acid transporter AVT6C
Exons: 5
Coding region: 147-1502 (451 amino acids)
Biological process (GO): amino acid transmembrane transport
Molecular function (GO): amino acid transmembrane transporter activity
Source: RefSeq, a predicted model, not a curated record
GUGGCACGAGGUGAACAUGCGGUUCACUGGUAACUCCAACUCCAUAACAAUGCAAAUUCUACAUAAGCCAUAGAGCUCCGCAAUUCUCACGGGUCUCUCUCACUCCCCCCACCUCCACCGAUUCCUCAAAUCCAUUUCCCUUCAGGAUGAAAUCUCCGGCGAGGGUCGGCGUCGGAGGCGCCUUCGUCCCCCUACUUCCAGAGAUCGAGCCCCCCGAAUCACCUGUCCCCGUCGGCGCAUCUUUCUCCAGCGCCGUCUUCAACAUCUCCACUAGCAUCGUAGGCGCAGGCAUCAUGUCGAUCCCAGCGACCCUGCGCGUCCUCGGCGUGGGUCCCGCGUUCCUUGUCCUUGCUGCAGUCGCCUUCCUCUGCGACGCAUCCGUCGAGUUCCUCAUGCGCUACACAACCGCCGGAGACUCGCCGGAAGAUGCCUCCUACUCCGGCGUCAUGGCGGAGUCCUUCGGCCGCGUGGGUUCGGUAGGGCUUCAGAUCUGCGUCGCGCUUACCAAUCUGGGCGCACUCAUAAUGUACCUCAUCAUCAUCGGGGACGUGCUGUCAGGGAACAGAUCGGAGGGAACAGUGCAUGUGGGCGUACUGCAGGAGUGGUUUGGGGAGGAUUGGUGGACGGUGAGAUCGUCGGCGAUUGCGAUUACUGUCUUCGCUGUGAUGCUUCCUCUUGUGCUCCUCCGGCGAGUAGAUUCUUUGAGAUUUACAUCAGCUGUUUCAAUUUUCGUUGCGGUGGUAUUUGUUUUCAUUAGCUCGGGAAUGGCUGUCUAUGCUCUUUUCCACGGCACCAUACAAACACCUAGAUUGCUUCCAGAUUUCACCCACCAAUCCUUAUUCGAGCUUUUUACUGCCGUCCCUGUCAUUGUUGUAGCCUUCACUUUCCAUUUCAACGUACACCCAAUCCGAGCAGAGAUGAGUUGUGUCUCAGACAUGACUCCGGCUGUGCGCGCCUCCCUUCUACUCUGCUCAGUCAUCUAUGCCACUGUUGGGCUCUCUGGCUACCUCCUUUUUGGUGACGAGACGAUGUCUGACGUGCUUUCCAACUUUGACCGGAGCUUGACAAGCCCACUUCUUGACGAUGUGGUCAGGCUGAGCUAUGCUCUCCACCUGGUCUUUGUGUUUCCUUUGAUCUUCUACUCACUUCGACUCAACAUAGAUGAACUUCUCUUCCCCAAGGCACGGCUGCUGCUGGUGGCCGACACUAGCCGGUUCUUAGGUCUCACUGCUCUGCUGCUGGCUUUUAUUUACUUGGCAGCGAUGGUCAUUCCCAACAUAUGGGUGGUGUUUCAAUUUGCCGGGUCAACCACGGCGGUCUGCCUCUCCUUGAUCUUCCCGGGAGCCAUUGUUUUAAGGGAUGUACAUGGGAUAUGUAAAAGAAAGGACAAGGUGUUGGCUGGAAUCAUGAUUACAAUAGCUGUGAUUUCAAGCUGCAUUGCCAUUUACUCUGACUUCAGAAGCUUGUUUGAAGGUAAAAUGAAGAGCAGCAGCUCAUUAUAAUAAAAUGCUAGAAUUUCUCACUUUUUACUGGAGAAAAAUGCUCAACUUUAUCACACUUUAAGAGAAAUCAGGAGAUUGAAAAGUGAGUCGAACAAUUUAGCACUCAGAAGUUGAAAUAUUGUUCAUUCAGUUUGGUUAUUUCACCUUGUGAGUUGUGAUGAUUGGCGGCUCUUAUAGACUAAGAGCUCCUCUCUUUUCAAAAUUGAUCAUAAGCCUUUUAUUUGUUGAUUUUGUGAGGAUUUAGGUUUCGUUUUGGGUAACUUUUUUUACUGCUUUCAAAGCAGUAUUUUAAUC